Molecule: messenger RNA, 869 nt
Organism: Mytilus californianus (California mussel)
Lineage: Eukaryota; Metazoa; Mollusca; Bivalvia; Mytilida; Mytilidae
Product: leucine-rich repeats and immunoglobulin-like domains protein 1
Exons: 7
Coding region: 1-738 (245 amino acids)
Cellular component (GO): neuron projection
Source: RefSeq, a predicted model, not a curated record
AUGAAGCUGGUGACACUGAUUGAACAAGAUAUGGCAAACUUGCAGAGAAACACACAACAGAUAGCCCAUUAUUUAAUAAUACAAAAUGUGACAUUGGCUGAUGGUGGAUAUUAUAUGUGUAUAGCAACAAACCGAGCCGGGACUGAUAUAAAAGCUGUCCAUGUACAUGUUAUUGCAAAACAUACAUUGCAUGUAGCCCCAGUGAUUACAGCUCCUUCUGAGGUGACAGUGUUUUAUUAUACAGAAGCUAAAUUAGUUUGCAACGUUACAGGAUAUCCAACCCCUGAUGUAAAAUGGCUAUACAAUCAUGAAGACUACAAUGCUACUGGUGACACCUUAAUUAUAUCGACAGUUACAAAUGCCACUAUCGGACUCUACACUUGUAUUGCAACAAACGAUGCUGGUACAAGUCAAGCAAAAAUAAUACUUAAGGUCACCUAUGAUGCACCUACUAUAGUGUCUCCACCACUGCCAUCUAUUAGUCAACCUGGUGAUUCUCACAAUUAUACAUGUCUAUCUACUGGACACCCUCCUCCGAUUAUUACAUGGAAGUUCAAUUCGUUUUUUCAUCAGUCAUCGAGUUUACCACGCCAUGUAAAGUUUGACAAUGGUACAAUUUUGCAGUUGGUCAACAUGCAGGCAUCUGGUUUACUAUCGUGUACAGCUACAAAUGAGUUUGGUACAGAGUCAGCAUCAGCACAUGUUAUUGUUGAGCAAUCAACAGAUGUCAUUGGUUAAGAUAACGGUUACGUGUCAACUAAUGGUCUACUAAAGAUAUUCUAUCAUCGUACCUACGUGUUUUGAAAAUCCGAUUCAGAUCUGGUCUUCUUCACAAAAGAUGCUCUAAUGUUUAGAUAUCCAUUAUUAUG